AUGGCGCCAGCGACAGGACCACUCGCACGGAUGGCGUCGGCGCCCGCAGGAGCCGCCCGCCUGUACCCGCGCAGGAUCAACAAGCAGCUCGCCCGUGCUUCGCCUCGAGAGAAGCUCCAGCGGAUCACGGAGCUGUACCACCUCGCGCCGACUUUCCUGCCCAACGACGACCCCCAGCAACUCUCCAAACACAUCACUCAGACCCUCACACCCGUCAACGCGAGCCAGUGUCGACCACGGCCGCAGUACCUCCGCGACAUCAUUAUCGCGCACGCCGACGUCGACAAGAAGCGGGUGCAGCUCGAGCUGGGUGGGCGAAAGACGACCAGCCUCACGUCGGUCGAGGUCAACUACCCGACCAACUUCUACGCGGCGCACAACAUCUCGUCCGACGCCAAGUUCGACCCGAGGAAGUCGUUCUACAACUCGUACAUCCUCGGACAGGAGCCGCCUCUCGCACGCAGGCUGAGGCAGGUCACGGAUGCAUUGCACGGGACAGUCGCUGGAGGCCGGGCAGGGCCCAUCACGGUGGAGGAGCAGGGCGAGAAGGCGAAGCAGUGGAGGGACGGACUCGCCUCGGCUCGCCAGGCACUCGAGGAGGAGGAGCGGGCGAUUGCGGCGGCAAAGGAGGCACAGCGGGAAGAGGCACGGCGGCAGGAGCGACUGCGGCAGGAGGAGGCAGAAGCGUUCGCAAAGGCUUUCGAGACGGAGGAACCGCAGCGCUCGUAG
This is a messenger RNA of Rhodotorula toruloides NP11, 729 nucleotides long. RefSeq lists its product as uncharacterized. The transcript has a single exon. Bases 1 to 729 code for a protein of 242 amino acids. The record is from RefSeq and is a predicted model, not a curated record. NCBI's taxonomy places the organism in Eukaryota, Fungi, Basidiomycota, Microbotryomycetes, Sporidiobolales, Sporidiobolaceae.